Messenger RNA from Chrysoperla carnea, 807 nucleotides. RefSeq names its product phosphatidylethanolamine-binding protein homolog F40A3.3. The transcript is spliced from 4 exons. The coding region runs from base 86 to 721 and encodes 211 amino acids. The record is from RefSeq and is a predicted model, not a curated record. NCBI's taxonomy places the organism in Eukaryota, Metazoa, Arthropoda, Insecta, Neuroptera, Chrysopidae.
UUGUAAUCAGUUGGUAAUGCUUCUUGAGUGUUGCUAAUCAAAAAAAUUGUUUUCAAAUUGGUAACUAUACCGUCGUCAUAAUAAAAUGGUGUUUCUAAAACAAAUUGUAUUGAAUCGUAAAUUGAUUCCAACAUUCUCGAACAUUGUAUCAAGACAAUUUGCAGGUGCAGUCUCGAAGAAAAUGGAAGAACACGGAGUUGUACCCGAUGUAAUUGAUGCGGCUCCAGCAGCUAAUAUUGAGGUUUCAUAUCCAAGUGGAGUUACUGUUAACAAUGGCAAUGUUUUGACUCCUACUCAAGUCAAAGAUGAACCAACUGUAAAAUGGGCUGCUAAAGACGGUGCCUUAUAUUUGCUUUGCAUGACUGAUCCUGAUGCACCAAGCCGUAAAAAUCCUGAAUUCCGUGAAUGGCAUCAUUGGCUUGUAGGAAAUAUUUCUGGUAAUGAUGUUGCAAAUGGUGAGGUUCUUUCUGCCUACGUUGGAUCUGGCCCACCACCAGACACUGGUUUACAUCGUUAUGUGUUCCUUGUUUAUGAACAACCUGGCAAAUUAGCGUUUGAAGGCGUUCCACAUUUAACAAACACGUCUGCUGAUAAUCGUGGAGGUUUUUCGAUCAAGAAGUUUGCUGCAAAAUACAAAUGUGGUCAACCAAUUGCUGGCAACUUUUAUCAAGCUGAAUAUGAUGAUUACGUUCCAAUUUUGUACAAGCAAUUAGGCGCAUAAAAAUUUCCAUGUUAUUUUUUUGAAUUGUUUGGCAAAUGUUAUUUUUUUCAAAUUUAUUACAAUGUAACUAGUUUCCACUCAAAUAA